AUAACAGCAGGACAGGGACUCUGUGAACAUCACAAAUUUCUCACAAACUGAGCAAAGUUUACAAUGAAGAAGCAGGAACUUUUGAUUUUUAUUGUCGUACAUCUGGGAAUUUGUACUGCUAGACUAGCACUUCCAGAUUGGAAAUGCGAUAUAACUACACGUGAUACCAUUCAGCAUUGGCCUUUCAAAAAGGAUUACAAAGUCGAUGAUGUUGUGGAAUCUGUUUGCAUGGAAGGAUACAGGCUGAAGGGUUUUAAAUUAAGCCAAUGUUAUUCAUAUGGAUGGGAUCCUCCACUGCCCACUUGUGAAGAGGAUAAUUCAGAAUCAGCAAGCAAUGGAAUGAGAGAUGGAAUUCAACAUAAUUCAUUUUGUCCACAUCCCCCAAAAAUAAGAAACUCUGAAAAAAUAACUAUUAAAGAAAAUUAUGUUAAUGGAGAUACUGUGGAAAUUAAAUGUUUUCCUAACUUUAAACUACAAGGAACAAACAUUAUACACUGUGAAAAUGGAAUAUGGGCAUCCCCUCCAAAGUGCAUUUUAGAAAGAGAUGUAUGCAGAUACCCACCUACAGUGGCACACGCGAUUACUGUGAGAAAGCCCUCCUUCUUCUCACGACACUAUAUGGCAGAAUAUAAUUGUCAUUCUAAUUAUGUUCUUCAAGGAAACCCAACAGUCAGAUGUGAGAAUGGAGCAUGGGAGGAUCCACCCGUUUGUAUAGAGCCAUGUUUUGCUAAAGUGGAAGAUUUGAAAGCAAACAACAUACAGCUACAAGUGAAGCUUUCGUCUGAGCUGUACCUCAAACACGAUGAAGCCAUUGAAUUUAAAUGCUUGUCUGGAUAUGAAAUAUCUAAUUCAGACUUGCUCAGAAUAAAAUGUAACAAAGGGAUGCUAAAUUACCCAAAAUGCAUUCAGAGAGACAAACUAUUACCUUGUGGGCUACCACCAUCAAUCAACUAUGGAGACAUAAUACAAACUCUUAAAACAAAGUAUGACUCAGGUUCUGUGCUGGUGUACAAAUGUCCAUCUUUCUAUAUACUUGAAGGCAACCAAAAAAUAACAUGCUGGAAUGGAGUUUGGAGCGAUCCCCCUGUUUGUUUAGAACCCUGCACAGCAACUGAAAAGGAUAUGAGAGAAAAUAAUAUCCAAUUACAAUGGACAUCAGCACAGAAAAUCUAUUCUCUGCAUAAUGAUAUCAUUGAAUUUAAGUGUAUUCCUCAAUAUAUGAUAUCAGAUCCCAAACUGCUUAGAGUUACGUGUAAUAGAGGAGUGCUUAAUUACCCUAAAUGUUUCAAGCCAGGAACAGACCAAAAUAAAGAGCCCGAAAAACCCGAUCUGGAUGACGAAAAGCUUGACCUUCUGCUUCAAGACUGGAUACCAAGAAUUGUCAAAGAAACUUGUGAUGCUCCCCCAGAGGUUCCAAAUGGAAAGCUUAAAACCAAACAACAAGCAAGUUAUGAUUCUGGUUUCUCUGUGGAGUUUGAAUGCAAUGCAGAUUUUGUAAUCAGCGGGACCAUGUUAAAUGUGAGAAGGGACAAUGGUCUGAUCCCCCUCAAUGUACUCAGGGAUGCAGAGUUUCUAUAGGAGACCUCGAUAAAAAUAAUGUUGUGUUAUACUCUUCGGAUGAUCUGAAGAGUGUCCAUAUGGAAGGCUCGGAAGUAAGACUUAGGUGUAAACCAGGAUUCCGUCGAUCAUUUCAUGCAUCUCUUACGGCUGAAUGUAAUAAUGGAAAAAUGAGAUAUGAAAGAUGCUUUUCUAAACCAACCUGUCGCCUAAACCAAGACAUGCUUGAUGUGAAUAACGUGGAACUGGAUCCUGUACAUGAAAAUGAAAUUUAUUACGAGGAGGGUGAAAAUGUUAAGUUCAGAUGCAAAGAGGGUUUUUUUAGUAAGGACAUAACUGGAAGAUGUUCAAACAGAGUUCUCAGCUAUCCAAUAUGUGAGGAACUGCGAUCAGAAUGAUGAGAAAACAACCAACAAGAUAGCGAUGUGAUAAAUAUGUUUUAAAGCCUGUGUGGUAUUCUCUUCUAAGAGAGCUUUAAACACCAACGGAUGUAUACAUUUGUGAAAUGGUAACUGUUUAAGUAUGAAUUCAAUUUAGUUACAAAAUACAGUAAGUGCAAGUAUGUUGAUUGUAUGUCUUAGCUGUUUCCUUUAAUUGUCAGGUUAUUCUAUAAAAUAUAUAUCUCAUUAAAAGUCAAAAUGAUUAUUGCAAGUCAAAAAAUCUGCUUAUUCUAAACAAAAUUAUGCAAUUCCAAAUAACUUGACUUCUAACACAUCAUAAUUUAAUGAUACGGUGUUCAGUAAUAACUAAAGCUUAAUUUAAGAUUCUGGUGCUUGCUUACAAGUCCCUACAUAAUGCUGCUCCAACCUACCUAUCCUCCCUAAUACACAAGUCUGACCCGUUAAGGCCCCUGUGUUCUGCUGAAGACCUACGUCUAUCAUCUAUCCGUACUCCCACAUCUGAUGCUCGCCUCCAAGACUUCUCAAGGCUGCACCUUUUCUGUGGAACUCUCGUAACCUUCUCCGCUAGACCUUUACCCAGUCUCCACUCCUUUAAAAAAUCUUUGAAAACACACUUCUUCAGGAAAGCAUAUCAUUUAAACUGUU
This is a messenger RNA of Pelobates fuscus (common spadefoot toad), 2603 nucleotides long. Its product is annotated as coagulation factor XIII B chain-like. The transcript has 13 exons. The record is from RefSeq and is a predicted model, not a curated record. Bases 64 to 1578 code for a protein of 504 amino acids. Lineage: Eukaryota; Metazoa; Chordata; Amphibia; Anura; Pelobatidae.